Molecule: messenger RNA, 1179 nt
Organism: Galdieria sulphuraria
Lineage: Eukaryota; Rhodophyta; Bangiophyceae; Galdieriales; Galdieriaceae
Exons: 3
Coding region: 57-1061 (334 amino acids)
Source: RefSeq, a predicted model, not a curated record
UACUAAAGACACAUCGGAGUUAUUACUAGCUUCUCACUAGUAUUUUGUAAACAGAAAUGAAGAGUACAAUCCUGCUUUCAUUGCUAUUUGUCUUAGCUAUCGUCUCGUUAACUGUAGCUUCAGAGAUCGAGCUGUACGAAACAAAACGAUGGGAUGAAACCAGUUCGAGUUCAUCCAGCUAUGCUGCAGCAGGAGGAGAGUCCUCCGCAUCAGGUUCCUCCAGUGCUUCUUCAGUUGAAGGUUAUGGCUCCUCCACAUCAUCAUCAUCAUCUUCAUCAUCAUCUUCAUCUGCAUCAUCAUCAUCAUCUUCUUCUUCUUCUUCUCAAGGAUGGAGUUCCGUCGGAAAUUCUGUUAGUUGCUCCAACGUUUGUGUGAAGUACGGUGUUACACAAAGCCCAGUUUGGACCACUGUUGUUACUGAGUCUCCAUAUUGGACAUACUGUACAACAACUACAUGGACUUAUGUUCCAAAAACAUGUACAACCCAGUCGCAGGUGCCAUACUGGACCUAUUGUACAACUGUCUCUCCCACAAGCGUGCCUUCUCAAUGUACUUUCGCAACCACAACAUAUAGUCAAUAUUGUUGCCAGUAUGUUCAAGAAACUUCCUAUGUUCAAGAAACAGCGUACGCCGUAAGUACUUCAAGCUACUACAGUUCGUCGUCGGACGACUAUUACUAUCGCGCUGCACAAACACAGGGUUGGUCAUAUUAUUAUGGCGAGAGUAGUUGUGCAGAGUACUGCUGGACUCCUAUUCCUACAACGCAGACGUACAGUUGUUGGGAGACUAAAAAUGUUACUUGCGACGUUGCUUGUGAAAAAUAUAAAAAUGUUACCGAAACUUUCAGUUGCGGAACAUAUCAAUCGGAAACGGAACAAAAACCCUGCGAAAAAUAUCGGAAGGUACAGGUACCCACUUGGACUUACGAGCCGUGUCAGGUUUGUCUGAAGUACGAAGAACAGUGUUCGGGGUGGAACUCAGAGUAUCCCUCAGAAACUCCGUAUUAUUCCUCAGCCCAAAAUUAUUACAGCUCGGAUUCCACUAGUGGAUAUUACUAUUAAAAAGAAGUACAAGUUUAACGUGAGACGCAAAGUUCGUUUCAUCACAAACCCAAUAAAAAUUUUGAGGGUUAGUAAUGGUAGGACGGUGUGAUUGUAAUUAGCGAUUUCUUAAUGCCAA